CUCAAAUGACUGGAUACCUUGAUCACACUUUCUCAUGCUAACCAAUAGAAAGACAUUAUAUAAAAGAAAGGCAGUGUUUUGUUAUUUUUUGAACCUUUUGUUAUUUAUUCUGUAAACACAAUGGCCAGUACUAGUAAUGCAGCAUAUGAGUUCUCAGAAGUGCGCUCGACGCCCAUUCAGUAUUCGAGAUCUAAUAGAUCCUCAUCGGAAGAAGAGAGCCCGAGAAACGAUUUAUGCUCAGUCCAUUCAGGACGACAUGGCGUGUUUUAUUUUAGUACGCCUUUGCCCAAACAAAAGCAUGAGCCCUACCAAUAUCACGGCGCAGCAUCUUCCGCUAAAAGUAUCAAGAGCGUAUUUAGUAUUGGACGGUCGUGGCGCCAAAAAAGAAUGAAUAUUUUAUUAAAAAAGAAACCGUAUUUACCAGACACUGAAACUGAAGCGUUUUGCGAGGGCUGUGGAAAAUACAUCACCACUCGGAUUCGGUAUCGAAACGGAACCUAUGUAUGGCUCAUGUCAUUUAUUCUUCUUUUAUGUACAGCCAUAUUAUUUUGGAUCCCCUUUUAUGUAAAGUAUUUCAAAGAUGUAGCUCAUUUUUGUCCGGGAUGUGGUAAACGGAUAGGUGUAUCUCGUCGCUUGUAGCACAUUAAAAACACGAGUAAAUAAACAUGAGAUUUUUUUUUUCUUUGUAAACAAAAGGGGAGCCAAUUCCAGCUUAUUUCCUUGCACGUGUAAAGGAUCGUCAUGGAAACUAAAACGGGGGCUCGCUAUAAGUGGGGUUCUAU
Molecule: messenger RNA, 782 nt
Organism: Mucor mucedo
Lineage: Eukaryota; Fungi; Mucoromycota; Mucoromycetes; Mucorales; Mucoraceae
Product: LITAF-like zinc ribbon domain-containing protein
Exons: 4
Coding region: 121-639 (172 amino acids)
Molecular function (GO): zinc ion binding
Source: RefSeq, a predicted model, not a curated record